CAUACACUAUACACUUGUCAGUCUUACUUGUCGCUUAAACAAACUUAACCUAUGCUCUUUAAAUAAAGAUAGUCACAUGUACGAUUUAUAAAUUUCACCACGAUGGCGGAAUUAAAUGUUACUAUUUAAACCUUUUCUGUUGCGGGAAUAACAUGAAGGGAAAUUCGAUUUACCACAACCGGGAGUCUGAACGAUAACAGUCGCAUACAUGAGUGUGCGGAAACAAAAUCCUAAUGACCUUCGAAUACGAGGAAAAGAAACGGAAACGUUAAUUUAACGUUAAUAUAAAGUUAAUUCAGGAUAUAACAGUGUUAUAUAUAUUUGAAUAACGCUAUGGAGGAAACUUGUUGCGACAGGCGCUCGAAUGGAGAUUCGAAAGGGGAGGCACUGACAGAGGAACUUUUAAAAUCGCUUAAUUGUGAAUUAUGUAAUAACAGACUCGUAGAGCCGAAAGAAGUCGAUUGUGGACAUGUGUUUUGUCUCGAAUGUUUAGCGAAUUAUGUAGACACUGUAAAAAAUACCGAGAUAAAAAGGUGCCCGGCAUGUUCGAUUCCUAUUCAGAUACCAAAUAACGAUGUUCAACAGAUGCCGUCCAAUGUUUUCUACCAAGAUCUUGUUAGGCAGGUUCAUAUGCUCGAAAAUGAAAACAAGAUUUCUCGCGGUUCAUGUAAAUUUUGCUCAGACGACGAAAAGUGUUUAGCCACAGUUACUUGUAUCAGCUGUCAAGUGCGCAUGUGCGAGCAUUGCUCGUCUAAUCAUUUGCAUAAUGGUGUGACAAACGUUGUCCCUAUACAUCGGAAUCAUGAUUCUAUUUUAUGUGAUAUUUUACCGAAACGUGACACCGCCUGUGAUAUUCACCCAACAGAGUCUCUCCUUCUUUACUGCGAUGCUUGCAAGUGCUGUGUUUGCUUCAGAUGUAAAGAUGAAAGACAUAUAGAUCACGUGGUCACUGAUCUGGCCGAUUCAGCUGCGCCGUCCAGAACAGCCAUCUCAGAUGUACAAAGCAGAUUGAAUGAAUAUCUAGCCGAAACUAAAGAAGCAUUGAAUGAUAUAGAACGAGUGAGUAAAGCCUGCAAAGAUAAUGUUAAUGCAACAAAGAAGCACAUUGAAACUCAAGUGCAACUCUUAAUUGAUCGAAUUACUAAAGAGAAGAAUAGAAUGCUUUCCGAAUUACAAGAUCACGCAGAUGAAAUAAAAGGUAGACUGGGUCGAUGCCGAACUGAAAUGCAUAACAAAUAUUCUAGAGCUCAGGCCAUGUCCAAUCUGAACGAAAAUCUGCUUAAUUUUGGAAAUGAUGCUGAAAGUACUCUGUAUAAAGCUAAACUUGAAAGCCGAUGGGAAGAGAUACAAGGAGAUAAAUUAAACCGGUUUGGACAGGGUUACAAAAUGGAAAUCAGAUUCUUUAUGAAUGAAGGGAUUUUAGGAAUGUUAUCUAAAGAACUUGGUACUAUUAGGGUAACACAGAACCUUUGUCCGUGGACUAGCAGAAAAAGCAAGGCUUUUGACAUGAUGCCACUUCAAGAAGGGCCUAUAGAUCAAAGCACUUUACAAAUGCUUAAAGUCAGAGCAAAUAUGUCAAAUGAUUUCUCACUAAAAAGAUCACCCAUUUUUGCGAAGUUUGUUGAUCCAAAAUGGACUCUCGAAGCUUACAAAACAAGCAAGGUUACGGGCCAGACAGUCACUGUUUGGUUGAAAAUUGACGAAGAACAGGAACAUAUUUCUCGAGCAUCGAAACGCAUUUCUAUGCGGUCCUAUUCCAGCCCCAGUGUCUCUGCAGAAAUUGAAUCAUUCAGUGAAGAUGGUGAGUCAGAGUACAAGAGAAGAUUUGAUAAAUUGACAGACGGAACUAUUGUUAGGCUUGCAAUAGGGAGGAAAGACACAAUUAUGUUAGCUGUGUACCCAGGGAUGUACGCAUCGUCUAUAAUAGGUCAGGCUAAACUCAAGUCUCUAUCCAAAAAAGACGUUGACGGUAUAUAUGUCGCCGUUUUAGAGAAAGGGAACUUUGUUUGUGGAGAAUUGCGGAAGAUUCCUAUACCUGAAGGUCCCGGCUUUGACUUUGAAAUCAACAAUAAAGGAUUAAUAGUGGUUAAGCCAGUUCUACAGCCAAACUUAAAGAUAUAUUCAUCAACCUGCGCUGAAGUUGUCACCGAUCACGACGUGCGUGAAUUAUCUGUGAAGAAGAUUCUGGAGUCUCCAGAUGGAGAAAUAGUUGCCAUAUGUACAGAUAAAGACGGGAACACAAUUUGUGAAGAUGUUAGGGAUAACGGAGAACAUGAAACACGGUUUUCAUUUCCUUCCAACUUUCUUAGUCCGUUGAACUGUAAGUUCGAGGAAGCUCGAUUUGACAGGAAUGGAAACGUACUGAUGCAUUUUCAAACGUCUUCGUAUCAAGAUGCGUUGUAUCACGUGAGUGAUAAAUCUUACCGCAAGGAAUAUCUUAAUAAGCCGGAAAUGUUACAUAAAGUUGACAAUCUUGCUGUUUUACCAGAUGGUAGACUCUGCGUGUUUGAUAAAGCUGAGUGUGUUCUCAUGACAUUGAAAUACAUAUAAAAUGACAAUAACAUUCGUAUAAUAGGACAAUAAAAUACAUAUGAAAGGACAAUAUACGUAUAAAAGAACGUAUAAGAGAAAUAGUACAAUGUAUAAUGGAUACAAUGGAGUGCAACAUGAACAUCUUUUCUGAUAAUCGGAUACAUUUGUAUUUAUUCAGAUUUUGUUUUGUUUUUAUUAUUUUUAACUAGUUCAUAAAGCGCGCUACUAAAUGGAUAUCUAUUCCGUAGGCCUUUAAUAGAUAAUAGAAGUAUUCUUUUUUCAAACACUCAAACAUGCAAUAAAGCAUUUUUUGUUUUCCUGAUUUUUUUUAAUUGAAUAGUUUAAUUCAGUUUACAGUCUAGAUUUUAAAGUUGAUACAUACAUUAUCAUCCUCAUGCCUUUUAAAGAUGAUCUUAAUUAUCAUUUCUUAGGUACGACUGCAUUUCGAGGAGAAACUACUUCUUAGCCACUUAUUUUGUCAGAAACUUACGUCAAAUUUUCUCUCGUUUAAACCCACGCAAAUCAGAGAACAACCUAGUCGAUUGAGUUUAAAUAAAGACGACCAUUUUUAAAUUACGUAUGUUUUCAAGCGAAGAAUGCACGAACGAUUUAUGAGUAAUAUUACUUCUUAAGUAUUGAUCUUAAUGAAAAUUUACAAGUUUAAAACGUGAUUGAAUGUUUUGUAUUUAAUUCAUUUAAUGGUGAUUAAAAUGCCUUCAUACUUUGAAUGAAGCAAUCCAAAAUCUUAUGAUUAUCCAUUACCUUUUUUGUAAAAAAAAUAUAUUUGUUUGUUGAAACGCACUUUUAUCAUGAAUAAACAUUUGUGAAUAAACGAUUAAUAGGGGAACGCAUAUAUAUUAAAAGAUUGUAUGAAG
This is a messenger RNA of Ruditapes philippinarum (Manila clam), 3407 nucleotides long. RefSeq lists its product as uncharacterized. Lineage: Eukaryota; Metazoa; Mollusca; Bivalvia; Venerida; Veneridae. The coding region runs from base 334 to 2550 and encodes 738 amino acids. The transcript has 2 exons. The record is from RefSeq and is a predicted model, not a curated record. Gene Ontology annotation, molecular function: zinc ion binding.